AUGAGCCAGGUGAAUGAGAGCGUCCCACAGGAGUUCAUCCUAGGUUUUUCAGAUCAACCAUGGCUGGAGCUCCUGCUUUUUGUGGUCUUCUUCAUUUCUUACAUUGUGACUAUCUUUGGGGACCUGACCAUCAUUCUAGUGUCACUCCUGGACCCCAAACUCCAUACCAUGUACUUUUUUCUUACCAGUCUGUCGCUCCUGGACCUUUGCUACACCACAAGUAUGGUUCCCCAGAUGUUGGUAAAUUUAUACAGCACCAGGGAAGUGAUUCGUUAUGGCGGCUGUGUGGCCCAGCUCUUCAUGUGUCUAGCCUUGGGGGCCACCGAAUGUCUUCUCUUGGCCGUCAUGUCCUUUGAUAGGUUUGUAGCUAUUUGUCGGCCUCUCCAUUACUCAGCUAUCAUGCACCAAAGGCUCUGCCUUCAGCUGGCAGCUGCAUCCUGGAUUACUGGUUUUAGCAACUCAGUGUGGUUGUCUACCCUGACUCUCCAGCUGCCGCUCUGUGGCCCCCAUGUAGUAGAUCACUUUCUCUGUGAAGUUUCGGCUCUACUCAAGCUGUCCUGUGUAGACACAACAACAAACGAGGCUGAACUGUUCUUUGUAAGUGUGCUGUUCCAUCUGAUACCCCUGACGCUCAUCCUUAUAUCAUAUGCUUUUAUUGCCCAAGCAGUGUUGAGAAUCCAAUCUGCUGAAGGUAGACAAAAAGCAUUUGGCACAUGUGGCUCCCAUCUGAUCGCGGUGUCACUCUUGUAUGGUACAGCUAUCUCCAUGUCUCAACCACCAUCACCCAACUCCAAGGACCGGGGAAAGAUGGUGUCCCUCUUCUAUGGGAUCAUCGCACCCAUGCUGAACCCCGUUAUAUACACACUUAGGAAUAAAGAUGUAAAGGAGGCAUUUAAAAGGUUAGUUGCAAGAGUCUUCUUAGUCAAGAAAUAA
Messenger RNA from Mirounga angustirostris (Northern elephant seal), 933 nucleotides. RefSeq names its product olfactory receptor 2B6-like. The record is from RefSeq and is a predicted model, not a curated record. Gene Ontology annotation, molecular function: olfactory receptor activity; G protein-coupled receptor activity. Gene Ontology annotation, cellular component: plasma membrane. Gene Ontology annotation, biological process: G protein-coupled receptor signaling pathway; detection of chemical stimulus involved in sensory perception of smell. Lineage: Eukaryota; Metazoa; Chordata; Mammalia; Carnivora; Phocidae.